AACAACAACCCGCGGGUAAUGGAAUGUAUUCAAGAUGGAGGUGUGGAAAACAAGAUUGUUCAUGUGGAGUCCCUAAAGUUUUCGUAAUUUUUUUCAAAAUUACGACAAGCUACUAGUUAAAACAGUCAGUACUUCAUACUUCUACGUUAUAAUGAAAAUUACUGACAGAUAAACUUACUGUGCGCAGACAAAAGCAUUACAUACUACACGCACAUAUGUUGAAAACAUGUCUCACAUCGAAACAUCAUAUUCAUCACGAAGCUCAAGAAAAGGGAAACUUGCAUACUCUUCAUCUUUCAAAGGAAUCAACAAAAGUCAGCGUGGUCAAACAGAUGGACACUUUAACCGGGAAAAUGAGCUAAGGCACAGCACAGGCUCGAUAAAGGGAAAGAAAAUGGAUUUUAAUGCUGAAAACAAAGUAACCUCUGAUGAUCACAUUGAUUCUGUACCAUCAGUGCAUAGUUUGAUUAAAGGCUUCCAAUCACGAAUAGGUAAUGGUAGCACUCGGUCACAAAAAACUACAAAUGCCAAUAGUGACGCAGGUUCAGAUUAUAAAACACCAGGUUACGUAGCAGAAUCUCCAGCUUUAGAGAGAACUAAACGUACAAGUACAAGAAGGAAGUUAUCAAUACGACAUAAAAAAGCUAAUAAAAUGACUGCUGAUGAUGCACGCUAUAGUAUAUUACAGUCGUUAGGCAUGUCACCAUUUGCUUCGAAUAUAAACAGAGGUAUUGAGAAAUCCUUUGCAUUUUUUGACACGCAGAGCUUGUUUUUUGAUGUUGUUAAUGCAGCUACAUUAAAACUUCUCUGGGAGGAAGGUAGUAGUUAUACUAAAAAACUUACUGGUGCUUCAGCUGCUUCUGUGCGAAGCAAUUCAACGAGAAAAAGAGCUAAGUCAGGUGAAUUUGAUCCCCAAAGUGGUCGAUUUCGUUCUCGAGCAGAAUCAAUGAUUGAUGAAGGGGAUAAUAAAGAAAAUGACUUAGUUCAAAACUGUCCAUAUUUUCGAAAUGAAAUAGCUGAUAUAGAAGAACAAAAUAGUGAAUUAAAUGAAGCUUCUAGUAAACAUAAAAAAGAUAUAGCAAAAUUAAUUUCCAUGUUUAACAGAAAUCGUUCGUUUGAAAACUUACGUAAUAACACAUAUGAUGGAUCGAAAAAACAUUCCCGUUCCCGAAAAGAGUUUGAGUCUACAGAGCAAGAUAUUUUACUUGAAGACGUUAGUGAAGACUCUUCCUUCUUUGUGUGGGAUGAGCCAAAUGUUAGUGGGAAAAGGAUUUUUGACUUCGAACACAUUGAUAGAGGAGCAUUAUAUUAUAGAGAAUAUUUUUACGAAAAAGAGCAUAAUAAUUUAUUUGGGAUUGAUGAAAAGUUAGGACCAGUGGGAAUAUCAGUGAUCAGAGAAGUUUUGCCUAAGAUGGCUGUUCUAGGACAUUCCACACAUGAUCAGAACGACAAAAAUGCUAAUAAAAAGUAUCAGUAUAGGAUUAUAUUUCGUACUUGUGAGCUUUAUGCAUUAAGAAUAUCUGUUUUGGAGAAUUCUAUUCCAUCCACAUCGAGGCAUGGUUCCAAUCGUAUGUUGCCGCUAAAAGAUGUUUUAGAAUAUUGCUUUCCGGAUAUUAAUCUUUCUUGUCUAAGACAUGGCCUUACAGGACCAAAGGUGAGCGAACAAUUACUGAAGUUAGAUGAACAACAGUUGACUUUAAAAUACAAAAUUGGAUUGAUAUAUUGCAAAUCAGGACAAAAAACUGAAGAAGAAAUGUAUAAUAAUGAAAAAGGUGGCUCCGAGUUCUUAGAAUUUUGCAGUGUUAUUGCAGAUAAAGUGGCAUUGAAAGGAUUUCAAGGUUAUCGAGCACAGUUGGAUAACAAAAAUGAUUCCACUGGUCAACAUUCCUUGUACACAACGUUCCAUGGAAGAGAAAUUAUGUUCCAUGUCUCGACAGAAUUACCCUUUACAAGUCAUGAUAGACAACAGCUUCUUCGAAAAAGGCAUAUUGGUAAUGACAUUGUAACAGUAAUCUUUCAAGAGCCUGGUUCUGUACCGUUUACUCCACAGAUGAUGCGAUCACAUUUCCAGCAUGUGUUUAUUAUUGUGCGAGUGGAAAAUCCACACACGGAAUACACGAAAUACCAGGUUGCAGUAAGUCGUUCAAGAGAUGUUCCCUAUUUUGGCCCACCCAUUCCGCCAGACAAAUUCAGUAAAAAUGCAGCAUUCAGAGAAUUCUUGUUGAGCAAAUUGUGCAAUGCAGAACACGCUGCGCAUAAAUCUGACAAGUUCACUCACAUGGCACGCAGAACUCGAUAUGAAUACAUGAAAGAUCUUGCCACCACCCAGAUUUCCACACAAAAUAUUGACCCACCCCAAAAGUUUGCGUUCUCAUUCAGUACAAAGAAAAAAGAAAAAAUUCAUCCGCCAGUUCAUCCAGAAAUUUGGCUGCAAGCUGGAAUGGUAUGGUCGGUAAAGUUUGAUUUCGAGCGUGAAGGAUCAGGAUCAUCCGCGUUUCUUUCCAUUUCUACGAAAGCAAUCGUUUUUAUUGAACAAAGCACGCAGGAAAUUAUACUAUCAAUACCAUGUAAACAUGUUCUUGGCUGGAGACCUACAUCGCAAACGCUGAAGCUGUUUUACGGUGUUGGAAAAAUGGCGUUUUUUACGCUUGUGGAAGACGACUUGAAUGAACUACCAUAUAUUGUGAAUCGUUUGAAAGCCGUAACACCCGGCUGUGAGACACAAGACUUAACCCUUCGUCGAAAUAAUGAUGGGCAAUUAGGCUUUCACGUGUUUUACGAAGGUCUUGUAGCAGAAGUAGAACCGUAUGGUCUUGCUUGGCAAUCGGGUUUGAGAAAAGGAAGCAGACUUCUUGAGAUAAGUGGACACGUGAUUGGGACAAUGUCUCACGAGCGCAUGAUUUUGAUGUUGAAACGUCCUGGCGCGGUUCGCAUUGUUGUUCUGCCACCAGCACCUGAUGGACAACCAAGAAAUUAUAAAGCCGUACGUAACUUGCGUCGUUAUUCCAGUAUGACGUCAGUUUACAGUAUGUCGGCGGCUACUCUUGCAGGAAUCGGCGACAGUAGCUCUAAUUUGAGUUCAUCUAAAGAGUAUCUGACUGGCAGUACAGAGUCAUACAAUAAUGAAAUUGUUAUUACUGGAAAAGUCCGUUCCAUUUCUGUUGAAGGCGCUAUUGGGAGAAAAGAAAGUCGGAACUCCACAACAUCUGGUGCCUCAGAUACAUCGUCUUAUGAUAUGCCUGCCCAGUUUCGAGAUACGUAUUUUCAUUCACCAAGAAGCAUGCAUAACACUUCCAUAGAUCGCUCACAUCAAGAACGGUUGAUAACUUCGCGCUCUGCGUCUGACUUGCCAUCAGUCAAUGCAAGCAAAUCGAAUGAAAACUCUCCGCAAAUAACACAGCAUAAAAUGAAGCUUACUAGUCCCUCUAUAAGUGUCGAUCAUGAACUGGGAGAAAUUGAACGUCAGCUGACCGACACUCGGAAAAGCAUUGACGCCAAAUUUUAUCGGUCGUUGGCUAAUAGUCCCAAUCCUUUCUUUCGCGACGGUAAAUCGUCGGAAAAGAAAACUAUGGAAACUCAUGCCGAAUCUCGUCAAGAAGAUGAUGACGUAUUUUCGCACAAAGCAAAACUGGAAAAAGGUAAUGUGGCGAGUGUGUUUACGCGUCGAGCAAGCGACAUGCAUUAUCCUAUCGUCAACGAGAAGGUACAUAUGGUAUUAGGAAAGGAAAAUUCUCAACCGGAUGAAGGGAAAGGCACGUCUUAUGAUGUGCAAAAACGUCAACAGAAUAUUGACUUAAUAGUCAAUGCACGCACAAAGAAAAAUAAUCGCAACAGUCUAGAAGCUGCUUUUGAAAAUCCGAGGGAGUUGCCUGCGGAAAACGAUGCCCCUGGUUAUGCUAUUGUUGACACUGUGCAAGAAAAGGUUAAAACUCCAGCUCCUGUCAAACCUCCUAGACGCUUUUUGACACGAAAUGAACAUGUUUCAUCCGAAAGCGAUCCGAGAUUACAGAAGAUAAAAGUUCAACAAUGUGAUUCCAACGAAAGUCAUCGACGAACUGACUCUAUGGAAUUGCAGGAAAGUUUCUCUGAUUGCAGUCUGCGUAGUAAAAGCCAGGAGGCUCUAAACAGCGAGAAGGAGAAUGGGCCUAACAGAAAAGGUAGUUUAGUCCGAACGAAGGUUCGAAAUGCUCAUGAUAUAAUGCACGAACGAGUAAAACAAAAUAACUCGCCAACAUCACUCAGGCGUGAAGUAUUAAAGCAAUCCAACUCGAUAGAGAAUGUAACUUCGUCGCCUACGCAUUCGUCUAGAAAACCCCAUCAUGCAUCUAAUUUAGAAAAUGGACGUAGAAGUGCCAGUCCGCAAUUUUCUCCAAAAGGAAACAAACGUGACAAUGCUUUGAUUAAAGCAGUAGAUGCUGCUGCUAAUUCUAAAAUACAGACUGCAGAAGGACAUUCAAAUGCAGUCCCUGUACCAAUACGUAAACUUGAAGAUAGAAGGGGAAACCACAGCACUGUGUUAGGAAGAUCUCCGGAUGAUAAACUGGAUGACUCACUGACCGAGACCUUUGCGAAGCUUGAUGCUGCUUUCGGUUUUAAACCAGGUACGACUACUCCACCACGUGAAGAAAGACGAAGAAAGCGACGUAGCAAUAGAAGACGGUCAAGAAAUUUUGAACCACCUAGUUCGGAUUCUUCCUCAGAUAAUAAUGAAGUCAAACGAAGGGGAAGUAGAAAUUCCAGAAAGCUUGUUGGUGAGGAUAUUUCACCUCGCUUACCUAAGAGCGAAGAUAUUUCACCUCGCUUACCCAAAAGUGAAGCAGAAGAGAGCUUAGAAGCUGCCAUAUCUGAGUUUCAGAUGGAAUUAUCCACAAUGCCUGAAAAAAACGGUGUAAGGGGUGCAGUUGUCGCUGAAAGUGGUUUUAAAUCUAAACCUAUCCUGAACAACCAUCAGGGAAGCGAGGAAUCGAGUUUACCUUUUAGAAAAAUAAGUUCACAUGCGCACCAGACGGCUCGAACUGAAAGUAAUCCACCUAAAGUACCUGUCCGUACAUGUCGUCCGCAAAUAUUGAUAGAUCAUCAGAGGAUAAAACAACAGAAAAGUGUAGAAAAUCAUACCGCAAGCCCGAAGCAAUCGAGAAUAACAAGCGAGUCUUCAUACGACCCAUCAAAUUCUGCGCAACGAGCCAGAAUGAGAUCAGAAGCGAAAGUUAGCCUUACUGCAAUUCGACCGUGGUCACCCCCUCCGAGUACAGUUAAAACAAGUUCUAACAUCAAAGAAACGGUAAAGGUAGGCCAUCCAGAGAGGCCUUUAAAAAAGUCAGGCUCGCAACAAAGUGAAAACACAGAAACACAUGCGCCUUUCAAAAAAACAAUUGAAAGAAAUCAUGCAAGCAAAAGUGAACGGCCAAAACCUGAUGAUCUUUGUCUCGGUGAAAAUCGAAAAUUAAAUCAUGGUGAACAUGAAGUUGAAGUUGAAAUUCAGGAGGUUGUAACCGAAGUUGUAGAGGACCAACUCUCUCCCUUACCUUGUGUACCAAUCAGUCCAACAAGAGGAGGGAUUCAUUCGUUACCAGGACGCAGUAAUAAAAGAAGACGGGCCACUCUUAGCGAACAAGUUAAUCAAUCAUGUAGCACCACAUGUAUCCCACUUGUUGUCAGAGGUCUGGAUCUAGCGGCUAACAAAGGUUCAACAACUUCUCCCUGGAGCAAAGAAGAUCUUCACGUGAUGCUUACUGUCAUGGAAAACGAGUUAGAACAGGAAAGAGAAGAGAAAGAGCGAUUAUCUCAAGAGUUAACUCGUUCAAUGGAAGAAAAAGAACGAUUGCUUGAACAAUCAAAACAGGCUGCUUCUCAGUUGCGAAAAUUCACCUCCCUUUUCCUCGAUUCGUCGCCACAGGAAAAACAGAAAGUGAAGCAAAAGCAGAACGACCCACGAUAGUGUUAAUGACAGAAGUUGAAACCUCGAUAUCUGAUCUAUCGAUAAACACCGCAGCUGUUGUGUAUUCGACUUAUGACCACUAGUUGGUUUUGAGCUAUCUUCGUUACGAACGAUGUGCACGCGAAAUAAAUCUUUGUUUACACAACGAGAAAGCGUUUGUUGGAGCUGGUUUAUUUUUAGACAAUAUAUUGAAAUGCAAAAUCCGUUUAGUUAGGCCAAUACAAAUAUUGUGACAAAAAUUAAUUUUUACAUGUAGCUGUAAAAGCCAUGAUUUUUUUCUUGUUUUUUUUAAACUUAUUAUUUACAUAGUUAUUGCAAAUACACUCUGUUUAGUCAUUCUAAUUUGUCGAAUUUGCUUUCACGCGCGAGUGAACAUUCUUAAUUUGCUUUUUGGCGCGAAAAAUAGGUAAAGUAAGAUACAAAGAUCAUGUUUUUAAGUUAUGGAUUUUUUAAAAGCUUUCAAAACUAUCUCUGAUUAAUUUGUAUAUAUAUUUGUGAAAUUUAAUUAAAAGAUAUAUGUAUGUACUACAGUAGAAAAUUAUUUACAAUUUCUUCGUCACAUAUUUUGUAUGUGGUUUUAUCUGCGUUCACUUCUCAAAGUGUUUUUCUCUUUUUUCAUUUUCUUGUAUUUCUGAAGGUUGUAAUUUUUCUGGUACUUCAGCAUGAUUUCGAGGGGAACUUAACUUUACCAUCUGCUAGAUAUAAUCAUGCAAUGUUGUACCCUCAAUUUUUUAUCCAUCUCUGUUUAAUUUUAAUUAUUUUUUACCUGUCGUAAGCAUUAAUUUUGUAAAAUGAAAGAAAAACUAUUAUUAUACAGUUAAA
Messenger RNA from Hydractinia symbiolongicarpus, 6760 nucleotides. RefSeq lists its product as uncharacterized. The record is from RefSeq and is a predicted model, not a curated record. Gene Ontology annotation, molecular function: GTPase activator activity; protein binding. Gene Ontology annotation, biological process: activation of GTPase activity; regulation of small GTPase mediated signal transduction. Gene Ontology annotation, cellular component: cytoplasm. NCBI's taxonomy places the organism in Eukaryota, Metazoa, Cnidaria, Hydrozoa, Anthoathecata, Hydractiniidae. The transcript is spliced from 22 exons. The coding region runs from base 227 to 5938 and encodes 1903 amino acids.